GCGCAACUGCUUCAAAUACUCUCCUUUGAGCUAAAUAAUCUCUAUUCGGUUUGCGGUGACGCUGAGGAGAGGCGAGACCUGGAGCAGCGUUUGGUAAAAAAAACGUCAGAGAGCCUUGUUAUAAAACAUCCCCUUUACAAAGUCGGCUUCAUCAUUCGCUACACAUACACACAUAUUAUUCCGUUACACCACAUUGCCAGAGGUCCCUGAUAAACCGAACCAGCCAUGUCGAACAAGGAGGAAAAGCCCGCAGACCAGAACCAGUCCACCUGGAAGGAUUUUAUCUUCAACCCGCGGAGCGGCGAGUUUAUGGGGCGCACAGCCAGUAGUUGGGCUCUGAUUCUUCUCUUCUACCUAGUUUUCUAUGGUUUCUUAGCUGGACUCUUUACACUCACUAUGUGGGUCAUGCUUCAAACACUGGAUGACAAUGCUCCAAAGUAUUGUGACAGGGUCCCAAGUCCAGGGCUGGUAAUCAGGCCAAAGACACUGGAUAUAGUGUAUAACAGAUCUGACUCCUCAAAGUAUAGCCACUACGUUCAGCAUCUUGAGUCAUUUUUACAGAAGUACAAUGAUGUAGAUCAAGAUAAAAAGCAACCAUGCGUUUCUGGGUCCUACAGUAUACAAGAUAAUGAGACACUUCCCAAAAAAUCGUGUCCGUUUAAACGCAGUCUGCUGGGACAGUGUUCUGGACUACGUGAUCCCAAUUUUGGCUAUUCCGAGGGAAAUCCUUGUAUACUUGUGAAAAUGAACAGAAUUAUUGGACUCAAACCAUUAGGGGAUCCUUUUAUCAAUUGCACUAUUAAGAAAGAAGGUAGCGAUUUUAAUAUGGUGUAUUUUCCUGCAACUAAGAAUUUCGAUCUUAUGUACUUUCCAUAUUAUGGAAAAAAAGCUCAUGAAACAUACGUGCAGCCUUUGAUUGCUGUAAAACUGAUGCUUGAAAAGAAAGAUUACGAUAAUGUAAUAACAUUGGAGUGCAAGAUAGAGGGAUCUAGUAACCUGAAGAACGAUGACGAGCGGGACAAGUUUCUGGGACGAGUGAUUUUCACUGUUAAAAUUACUGAAUAGCAAGAGCUGGAGGUCUGCAUGAUGCCAACAUUGUUUUGUCAUUUAAUUUUUAUCAGCUGGACCUGCCAUUCUAGGACAUAAGACCACUUUGAAAGAGGGAUUGGAGUUAGGUGGCAUUCAUGGUAGCAUGAUGUGCUUCCAGAUGUUAGUUUUUAACCCCUAAUGUGUCGCUGCCUGCCUUGCCCUUGCCUUUGCCUGCCCCCCCCAUCCCUCUCCCCCACCUAGCCCCUUCCCUGUUGGGCCAGUACAUGAACAUAUUAAGACAUUGUGUCGUAUUAGGGACCUGUAAAUAGCUGUACUUCAACCAUUUAAUAAUGUGGUCUUUUUCCUAUUGUGAUGUGGAUUUUAUCCCCAGUGAGUGUUGCUUUUUGUGCUGUUUUUAUGUACAUAUUUAAUGGAUUUAACACUGGUUUACCUGUCAUAUUUCACAAGGUCAGAACAUUUAAGGGAUCAAAUUAAAAAAUAAAAUGAAAGAAAAAAAAAAAGGUACCUGGCCAAUGUUUUAAAUGAUUUUAUAACCUCUGCAAGAAUAUUUAUUUGUGCAGAUGCCUUAAGACCUGUAUGGAAAAGAAAAGAAAAAAAAAUCUUAAAAUAAAAGUGAUUUUAAACAAAAAAAAUUCCAUUUGAUAUAUUAAAUAAAAUAAAAUAAAAUAAAUAAAUAAAUAAAUGUAUUGUAAGGAGAUCACACAAAGGAGUUUAUUUAUUUAAAUUACUUAAACAGAGUAGGUUCCUGAUACAGCAAAACUCAAAUGUAAAAACCUGAUGUAGACCUCAUUUCAGUACCAUUUUUAUUGUUAAUAUGUGGGUCAAUAUUACUGGUUAUGGCUUAAAAAGCUUUUUUAGAGUUUCCAUUCCCACAUAGGAUUUAUUUUAACUGCGAUUUUGUUUUUGUGACUAGGUCAAUCUGUUAACGCAAACAAUGAUUUAAUGCAGAUUGAUGAGUCUAAAUGUCUGUAUGCUAAUUACAUUUGAGGUUUAACGCAUGGUUAUUUUGAACAAAGAACACUAGGGAUAUGGAGAAAGAGACAAAUAGCCUCACUGAUAGAGAAGUGGACCUUAUAGGAGUUCGGUGAGACCUUUUUUUUAAACACUUUGUGACUAUCUUUCAUUGAAAAGUCUCAGUUUGGAUUAAUUUCCAUUAGUUGAUAUGCUAUUUAUUAAUGUAUGUAUUUAUUUAUUUAAUAAAAUAUUGUUUAGCUACA
Acipenser ruthenus (sterlet) is the source of this 2267-nucleotide messenger RNA. RefSeq names its product sodium/potassium-transporting ATPase subunit beta-3-like. The coding region runs from base 226 to 1065 and encodes 279 amino acids. Gene Ontology annotation, biological process: sodium ion export across plasma membrane; intracellular potassium ion homeostasis; potassium ion import across plasma membrane. Lineage: Eukaryota; Metazoa; Chordata; Actinopteri; Acipenseriformes; Acipenseridae. The transcript is spliced from 7 exons. Gene Ontology annotation, cellular component: sodium:potassium-exchanging ATPase complex. The record is from RefSeq and is a predicted model, not a curated record. Gene Ontology annotation, molecular function: ATPase activator activity.